Messenger RNA from Cuscuta campestris, 1718 nucleotides. The record is from the annotation of a GenBank genome assembly. NCBI's taxonomy places the organism in Eukaryota, Viridiplantae, Streptophyta, Magnoliopsida, Solanales, Convolvulaceae.
AGCCACUCUGUUCACAGUAGAAUCAGAUCUGAGAAACCAGCUUCUUAAUCAUUGGGCCGCCAUUAACGAAAUCUACUCUUUUUUCUGGAGCCCGUCAUCAUCUACCUACCUUCCUUGGAAUUUUAUUACCUGCCCGAACAAUUCCUUGAAUCUGGGUUUGCUCUCUUCCUCCGCCAAAAGGGCUGAGACAAUAUCUGUGUUGAACAAGCUAGAUUGCCAUGUCUGGAAUUCUGGGUCGUAAGAUGGCCUCUACAGGCAUUUCUGCCCUGAUUGCGAAUCGGUUUUUGAUGAGAAGUAGCUUGUUCGCAUCCCGGAGUUUUGCUUCAUCUUCUAAACAGAUGACAGUGCGUGAUGCCUUGAAUUCUGCACUUGAUGAAGAAAUGUCAGCAGAUCCUAAAGUCUUUAUAAUGGGUGAAGAAGUUGGUGAGUACCAGGGAGCAUACAAGAUUUCAAAAGGGCUUUUGGAUAAAUAUGGCCCGGAGAGAGUUAUUGAUACACCCAUUACUGAGGCUGGAUUCACUGGGAUUGGAGUUGGUGCAGCUUAUUAUGGUCUGAAGCCUAUUGUAGAGUUCAUGACAUUUAACUUUUCAAUGCAGGCAAUCGAUCAUAUUAUUAAUUCUGCUGCAAAAUCAAACUACAUGUCUGCUGGUCAAAUAUCUGUGCCUAUUGUUUUUAGAGGCCCUAAUGGAGCUGCAGCUGGUGUUGGUGCCCAACAUUCUCAGUGUUAUGCAGCAUGGUAUGCUUCAGUUCCAGGGCUUAAGGUGCUAACUCCAUACUCUUCAGAAGAUGCCCGUGGCCUCCUUAAAGCCGCUAUUAGGGAUCCCGACCCUGUCGUUUUUCUUGAAAAUGAAUUGCUAUAUGGUGAGUCCUUCCCCGUUUCAGAUGAAGUUCUUGAUUCAAGUUUCUGCCUUCCAAUUGGGAAAGCUAAAAUUGAACGUGAAGGUAAAGAUGUGACAAUCACCGCUUUCUCAAAAAUGGUUGGCUAUGCUUUAAAGGCUGCUGAGAUUCUUGCCAAGGAAGGAAUCAGUGCUGAGGUUAUAAACCUGCGUUCAAUCAGACCUCUUGAUAGAUCCACCAUCAACUCUUCUGUUAGGAAAACCAACCGACUUGUCACUGUUGAAGAAGGGUUCCCCCAACACGGCGUCGGCGCUGAGAUCUGUGCAACGGUUGUGGAGGAAAGCUUUGGAUACCUUGAUGCACCUGUUGAAAGGAUAGCAGGAGCUGAUGUUCCCAUGCCAUAUGCAGCAAACCUUGAAAGGUUGGCUGUUCCACAGGUUGAGGACAUAGUUCGUGCGGCGAAGAGGGCGUGCUAUCGAUCCGCUCCCGUGGCUGCCGCUGCGUAGAAAUUCAAAUGCAGUUUUUUGUUAAAAAAAAAACUCUUUAUUCCAUUUUGUAGUCUGGAUAUAUAUUCUUUUGUCCACUUCGGUGUCGUCGAAGGGUUUGGCUGUUUCCUUGAAACUUCACCAUGGAUAUGCAGAUUUCCUGCCCAUGGAAAUCCAGUCUCAGAACAUUUCUUUUUUAAAAUAUUGAAUAAAGAUUUGGGCAAAUUUGCCCCUAGUUGAUUAUUGUUUACAUUGGAGAUAUAUCAAAAAGAAGAACUGUUAUGAGAUGAACUGCUUGUGUCCUUUGAAAGGCUUGAAACUGCCCCCCUCCACAGCUUCUAUUUUACCAGGCUAAUUUGGUGAGUUUUGGAGGAUUAAUAAUAUGAUAUGGGUUUU